This is a messenger RNA of Branchiostoma floridae (Florida lancelet), 1560 nucleotides long. Its product is annotated as indian hedgehog protein-like. Lineage: Eukaryota; Metazoa; Chordata; Leptocardii; Amphioxiformes; Branchiostomatidae. The coding region runs from base 35 to 709 and encodes 224 amino acids. Gene Ontology annotation, biological process: smoothened signaling pathway; protein autoprocessing; multicellular organism development. The transcript has 3 exons. Gene Ontology annotation, molecular function: calcium ion binding; patched binding. The record is from RefSeq and is a predicted model, not a curated record.
GCAAUUUCUUUUGUCGAAUUCACAGUCUGCGAAAAUGGCGCCACAGGGAAACAGGAGUCGUGGCAGUGACGAAUCUUAUUGGUGCUUCCAAGCUGACACCAAAGUCCAGCUCCGUGACAGCAGUAAAGUCGCGAUGAAGGAUCUAAAGCCCGGAGACUCGGUGAAAGUCGUUAAGAAGGAUGGCGGACUCGCGUACAGUCCAUACCUUGCCAUGCUUCACUUCGAGCCCGACGAGAACGCAACGUUCUUGCAAAUCUACAUCGACGGGGAAAAAGGGCCGAUUUCCCUGACCCCUGACCACCUGAUAUAUGCUACCAAGAACCCACAAGAAAUCCUCGAGUCACCUAUUCUUGCCAAGAACGUGGAAGAGGGCAUGUUCGUCUUCGUGGCUGACGAAGAAAGCGGGAAAGUGGCCCCAGCCAAGGUGCGUGGGGUCCGGGAGGUCGAAGCAACAGGAUACUGCGCGCCUCUGACUGAAGAAGGAACUAUCAUGGCGGACGGUGUGGCGGCCUCGUGUUAUGCCGACUUUGACCACGGCCUCUCUCACAUGGCUUUCUGGCCGCUCCGUCUACUGUACUGGGUUAUGUCAACUCUGGGGUUCGGAGGGAAAGGAGAGGAUGUGACCAAAGUUGGUAUCCACUGGUACGCGAAGGCCCUGAUGAAAGUGAACAACGUUUUGUUCCAUGUGCAGCCAGCUAUGGCUGUGUAAGCUAGAAGCAUGGCAAUAACCAUGUACACCAACCAGAUUGCUUUUUCCCAUGGUUAUUACAUGUUAACAAACUACUGUAACAUUAUAAGUUGAUACUGGGUCUGUCCUAUACAAGAUACCGGUUAAAACUAAAGUUUUGCUAUAUAUGUAACGUUGAAACAAAGAAAGUGGAUUCAAAACUUACAAAGAAUAGUUCCUCAAUUAUUCAGAUCAGGGUAAACUCAGUAAGCGGUGUUAAAAAAUAAUGACGUUGUACUAGCAAUCCAAAGUAGGUUUCGGUAUGUUUGGUACUCUAUGUCUUACUUUGCGAUUACAUGGCUCCAUGUAGCUAAUAUGAUAAUAUGUCAUUUCUGAAUACCAGUUUGUUUGGUGUUUACUUCUAUUUGUGUGUCGAAGUUAACAUAUCAGAGUGGGCUUAUAUCUGUAGACAAGACCUCUCAGGCACAGCCUAUAGUCCUAUAGAAUACCAUAACUGUAAAACUACUUUACUAAUGUUGCCAUCACUGAAACGUAAUAACUAUCUUCAGUUGUUACAUUUUCUUCAACAUUUCUAUCUGCUUAUUUCCAUAUAGUUUGUGACAUAAUAGGAUGUAAGAGACUACAUAUUGGUAAAACAGAAAGGUGAAACAGCCAUAAAAGAGCAAGUACUACGGUAAAUUUGAACAGUUUCACCAAGUCAUAGAAUAACACACUUCUUGUGCACAUCUAAGUGUACUGUGGAAAUAGUACAUCAAUGCUACAAACUGGGAUUUUUUUUCAAACCUCUGUACUUUGAUCUAGCAUGCCACAAUUGUUAUCUGAAAAUAUUUCUGUAUGCUACAUGGAAUAAAACAUAUUUGCUUCUCCUGUCA